Filobasidium floriforme is the source of this 2880-nucleotide messenger RNA. RefSeq names its product kinesin motor domain-containing protein. The record is from RefSeq and is a predicted model, not a curated record. Bases 119 to 2707 code for a protein of 862 amino acids. Gene Ontology annotation, molecular function: microtubule binding; microtubule motor activity; ATP binding. NCBI's taxonomy places the organism in Eukaryota, Fungi, Basidiomycota, Tremellomycetes, Filobasidiales, Filobasidiaceae. The transcript has 14 exons. Gene Ontology annotation, biological process: microtubule-based movement.
CAGACUCGAAUGAAGCGUCAAAACUAGCUACUACAUCAAUUUUACAUAGCCCAACGACUCAAGACAUCCUGCUUGGACGAACCCUGUAGACAAUCGGCCGGCGGAACCCCCCUUGCCAAUGCAGACCCCGACAAAGGCACGCAGUUCGAGGCUCAUGGCCACCCCAAUCAAGGGCGACCUCUUCAGUCCGAAAGCGGUCGCUCAGAUGGGUCUGAAUUCGCCUAUCAAGCUGAUUUCCGGCAGCACGCCUAACUCGAAGGAUGCUGGAGCUCUAGGGAAGGACAAGGUGAUCGUUUGCGUCAAAGCUCGACCGGUAUCAUCCCCGGAAUGCUUGGAGGCCUACGAGCUGGACCCGGAGUUUCCCACUCUAAGUUUAUCCGAUACGCAUUCGAGGGUGAUGAAGCGAGGUCGGAAAUCAGGGAGAGCGGGGGAAUACAGUUAUUCCUUUGAUGCCCUCCAUCUGCCCCCGGCUCAGACGACCUCGCUUUACGAACAAAACAUCGCUCCGUUGGUCAUGAAGUGCAUGGGAGGGUUCAACUCGACCAUCUUUGCAUACGGUCAGACGGGAUCAGGGAAGACGCAUACAAUGAGCGGGACGAGGGAGGACAUCGGGGUGAUCCCUUUGGCUAUCAGCAGCGUGUUCCAAGCUAUCGAGGAGAACUCGGAAAGGCAUUAUUUGUUAAGGGUAUCGUACCUGGAAAUCUACAACGAGAGUAUCCGGGAUCUGUUAGUCUCGCCGAAAAAGGUCGUGCCAGAGAACGAGCGUCCCAACAUCCACGUCGAGAAGGGUCUCGUGCAAGUCCGGCCACUGGUGGAAGAGAUCGUCAAGAGCCCGGAAGAGAUCUUGGAGCUGUUACAGCGAGGGACCAGUAACAGGAAGACUGGGGCGACGGAUUGGAAUUUUUCAAGUUCGAGGUCUCAUUGCGUCUUCACUCUCACAGUAGAGAGCCGGGAAGGCACCGACGUUCGGCGGUCCAAGUUGACUUUGAUCGAUCUGGCGGGAAGUGAAAAGGCCGUCUCUGAUAUGGAAAGGUUGGCCGAGGGCAAGUAUAUCAACCGGAGCUUGCUAGCGUUGGGAACGGUGAUCGAGGCCUUGUCCGAUGCAACGCGAAAACCUGGUGGACACAUCCCUUACAGGAACAGCAAGUUGACGCAUCUACUGGAACAAGCCUUGGGUGGCAAUUCGAACAUCGCCGUCAUCUGUACCCUUUCACUAGAGGAGAGGCAUCAAGCAGAAACGCUGGAGACCCUUAAAUUCGCGUCUCGCUGCGCACAAGUUCAAACGAAAGCAGUACAGGGGAUCGUGGUGGCUUCUUCGGAAAAGGCUAUGCUGUUGGCCAAGGAGGAAGAGAUCGCGGCUUUGCGAUCGCAACUUGACGAGAUGGCACGGCAGCGACCGCCUAGUAUCUCGGACAGUGACGGACUCGAUGCCCGCGCCGAGCUGACACUUGAACUACAAGAACUGGCGGCCCGUCGAAAUCGCGCGAUAACGCAGCUCGCGCAACUGAACGGACAGAUCCUCUCCGGUCGCUCGAACGGCUCAGGCAACAACAUCGCUCAUCGAAUGCGUAGACGUGUCAGCGAUCAUAUCGGCACGUCUUCGCCGAGCCGAUUCACAACUUUUGUGACUCCGCAAAGGAACAGUCGUCGAGCGGUGAGCGGAAGCAUGGCUAUGUUGCUCGAGGACGUCGGAGACGCCGACGAGUCCGCUCCGAGUUUCACUGCCGAGGACAUCGCCCACGUCGCACGGUACCACCGACGGAAUCACAGCAACCAAGUCAGCGACCUCGCGGCCGAUCUGUCGGUGGCCGACUUGUCCAGGACCGGGAUGCAGCUCGAGAUCGAUCAACUCGUUCACGACAAGACCGAGGUCGAGCGAAAGUACGAGAGGGAAAGGUUGGCCAGGAUGGAGCUCGAAGAGGAACUCGAAGCCGAGAGACGGGCUGGCGCGCAAAAGGAUCAGGCGAUGAGAGCGAUGACCGAGGAGAUCGCCAAGCUGAAACAGCAGGUCUCUCUGGCUCGGACGGAGACGGCGCGCGCGAACGACCGGGUCUCGCGGUUGAACGAGAUGGGUCUACCCAGACCACCUGCGGAACCGGAGGGAGACCAGAGCCCGACAGCGGGAAAGCAACAGGUACUUCGACACGCGGGAUCACUGAAGGAACCUCGACUCGCCUCGAUGGUCCAACCUGCGAAGAGUCGGGAAGCCGAGGAGGUCGAUCGGUUGAACAAGGUCAUCGAGGGGUUGAAGACGGUACAGGACGAAUUGCUGGCAAAGGUGGAAGAUUGGCGGCAGAGAGUCUUGGACCAGAAUCAGAAGAUUCAAGCGUUGACUGUAGGGAUGAUGGGGGACGAGGCGACAUCACCGACCCCAACCCCUACAGCGGUCACACCCGCCCAUCGAGUCUUGACUCCAUCCCGGUCGAUCCGCUCCAAUCUCGAUCAACAGCUACCGACCACGCCGACACCGAAAGAGAAGACGGGGACCUCGAAGUCGAUGCUGAAAUCUCCCGGGUCCCCAGGAUUCUGGCACUACAAUCACGGUCAGACGGGAUCUCCUCGUCCGAUUCCCAUGCACGAGGGGAUGAAGAGCAACGCGAGCGCGAGAAAGGGGAGGAGGUUGACGGUCGAGAACGACCUGGAGAGAUUACGAGAUUCGAGUAGGGUGGAUGAGGCCAGGCAUUUGUUCACGCGCGAGGCGAGAUGACAUGUCACGACUGUUUCCGGGAUUUGAGAACGCAAGAAGAAUGGGUCGGCUUGUUGUCUAUGGACGUAGUGUGCUUGUUUUUCGCUCCAAGUUGUAUGUUCGGAUCAGGUGGUAUACCAAGAGACGUUGUACGUCUUGUCCGGUCAGACGACAUACGGUCCGGAUACCGGUUC